AUGACUACUCAUACCAUGUCUCCAACAACUGCAACCGCAACUACCAAUGACCACAUGGUCUACAGUAACAACAACUCUGAAAGAAACCAAUACCCAUCCAUCCCGUCAGAACUCAUCGUCUACAUCUUCAAGUUCCUCUCCAACCCUCUCGACCUGCGCUCGGUUAUCCUCGUCUGCAAGCUGUGGUGCUCCUGCGGUGUCGACCUCCUAUGGUCUCGCCCCGCCCUGCUCAGUAUACCCUUGGCGAUAAAGAUGUGUGACAUCAUGACCCUCGACAGAACACAGACCAUCUUCCCCUAUGCAACCUACAUUCGCCGCCUCAACUUUUCCUUCCUUGCCCAGGAACUCACCGACGAGACUUUGAUCCGCUUCAGCGGCUGCUCGCGGCUCGAACGGCUGUUGUUGCCAGGAUGCAACAAGACCACAGAGGAAGGGCUCAAGCAGAUCCUGCAGGCCGGCAAGGGUCUUUACUCCCUGGAUCUGUCCGAGAUCCCAGCCGUCACGGAUGCGGUGCUGGACUCUGUCGCCCGCUUCUGCCCUAAACUCCACACUCUGUACCUUGCCGGAUGUGCGGCCCUUACCGACGAUGCUAUUGUGCAACUGGCCGCUAGUUGCUCAAGUCUCAAGCGAAUCAAGCUCAGCCAAUGCGUUCUCCUGACAGAUCGGUCCAUCCUUGCACUCACGCAGAACUGCCCACAGCUCAUGGAAAUCGAUAUCACCAACUGCAACCUUAUGACCAACACCGCUAUUCGGUCUGUUGUCCAGAGUCUGCCCCAGAUCCGGGAUAUCAACAUGACUCUCCUCGCCAAUCUCUCCGACCUAGCCUUCUCAGCCAUUCCCCUUGGAUCCAACCCCUCCGCCCUCCAACUCCCCUCUGCUUCGCUGAUCUCACACCGAUUCGACCAGCUCAGGGUCCUGAAUUUGACGUCCUGUGUUCACAUUACAGACGAGACCCUGGCCAGAAUUAUCCCUGCAGCACCCCGACUCCGCAACCUGACCCUGACCAAAUGUGACCAGAUCACCGAUGUUGGAGCAAGUGUCAUCAAACUCCUGGGCAAGCACCUUCAUUACCUGCAUCUAGGACACUGCUCAAAGUUGACAGACAGGGCGAUUGCCACAUUGGCCCAACACUGCACUCGCAUUCGAUACCUCGAUCUUGCCUGCUGCUCCAAACUCACCGACGCAGCCGUCUUUGCCAUGGCUCAGCUGCCAAAGUUGCGCAGGAUCGGGCUCGUCAAAUGCACCAACAUCACGGACCAUGGAAUCUACGCCAUGCUAGUCUCGCAGAUCGUUCCCCAGACGCUCGAGCGCGUGCAUCUCUCGUACUGUGCCCACCUCUCAGAUACUGCUGUCUCAGCCCUGGUCAGUCAGUGCCCCAAGCUGACUCACCUGUCUGUCACUGGAGUGCCUGCCUUCAUGUCACCCAAGUACCAAACAUUUUGUCGAGUUCCACCCUCAGAGUUCACACCCCACCAGCGCGAAGUCUUUUGUGUGUUUUCCGGCAAGGGUGUUCGGGAACUGAGACAAUACAUGCAGGAGAACCCGACCAUGCCUUCUUCGACCCCUUCCAGCAUUCAGAGGAGUUAUCGCAUCAUGGGAUCGACCGUCGCAUCGAUGGUUGCUGGCGGUCAACAUUCGUCGGCCAUCCUGGCGCAUUUGGGCUUGACCUUGCGGGAAACGGAAGCGCAUGUCCAGCAAUUGGCUAUCAACAAUGCUUUCGGCGAAGGGUCGAAUACGGCGUCAGGGCCUGAGGUUACAGCAAUAGAAUUGGCCGACAAUGCAGGAUCGACAAUAGCAGGACAAGCACCCUCUGGCUUAAUGGCUCCCACGCAUAUGGAAGAGCUUGUACCUCACUCCGAGGACGGCAGCGCGGCAGAGUCGUUGGGGCUGCAUCCCCUGAUGGCCGAGUUGGAGCAGGCUGGACGAGACUAUGCCGACAUGAUGAUGCAGGCUGCACGUCACCACCACCGACAUCGACCACACCAUUUCGGAUACCAAGCGCACUCGCAUUCACACUCGGUGUCGAGCUCAGCAAGCCAUGAGUAUGCAGGACAGGAAUCAUCUUCAUCAGCAUCACCCAUCAUGCCCAUGUCGAUGUCGUCUUCAUCGUCUCCUCUGCCGUCGUACACACAUGUCCAUUCGCCCAUGUGUCCGCAUUUUACGGGACACCCCCACCCCUAUUCUCUAGAGGCACUUGCGGCACCGACAACCCAGCAGCAAGAUGCGUCAAAUGGAGGACAUGCGGAGGGUUUAGGUAUGACACAGCCAGGAGAAGACCAGGAUGUCCGAAUGACCAGCCCGAGCCCUACAGAGGACGGAACGCUAGGAUCUGGACAGCAAGGCGAGAGCGAGAAUGGCGAAGGAAGCAGUGGUGGAAGUGGUCACGGCAGCCCUACUGACGAGGAAGAAGAAGAAGAGGGGGACCUGGACGAGAAUGUUUUUAACGACGAUGAUGAGGAUGACUAUCAGCGGGAAAGGAGUCGCGGACACGGAUCUUCUCGGCAAAGAUAA
This is a messenger RNA of Linnemannia hyalina, 2511 nucleotides long. The record is from the annotation of a GenBank genome assembly. NCBI's taxonomy places the organism in Eukaryota, Fungi, Mortierellomycota, Mortierellomycetes, Mortierellales, Mortierellaceae.